AUGCGGCCCAUCGACGUCACGCCCACGAUCGCCGACAAACUGCUGACGACGGUGUACAGCCGCGUAAAGAUUGCUGCACCCGCGCGAUUCAGAUUGGGUGACCCUAUACGCGUGAGUAAAUUUAAGACCGUCUUUGAAAAAGGUUACACACCAAAUUGGUCGACGGAGGUGUUUAAAAUCGGCAAAGUGCAGAAAACUAAUCCCGUGACGUAUAUACUGGAGGAUUCCUGUGGAAAACCCAUCGCUGGAGGAUUCUAUGAACACGAGUUGCAGCGUGUAGCUAAUCCCGAUGUGUACCUCGUUGAGAAAGUGUUACGAAAAAGAGGAAAUGAGGUUUACGUGAAAUGGUUGGGACUCAAUAAAUCACAUAAUUCGUGGAUAUGCACGGAUAAUGUUUUGUAA
This is a messenger RNA of Vollenhovia emeryi, 402 nucleotides long. RefSeq lists its product as uncharacterized. The coding region runs from base 1 to 402 and encodes 133 amino acids. The record is from RefSeq and is a predicted model, not a curated record. NCBI's taxonomy places the organism in Eukaryota, Metazoa, Arthropoda, Insecta, Hymenoptera, Formicidae. The transcript has a single exon.